Tupaia belangeri chinensis (Chinese tree shrew) is the source of this 2358-nucleotide messenger RNA. RefSeq names its product vomeronasal type-2 receptor 116. The coding region runs from base 1 to 2358 and encodes 785 amino acids. The transcript has 6 exons. Gene Ontology annotation, cellular component: plasma membrane. Lineage: Eukaryota; Metazoa; Chordata; Mammalia; Scandentia; Tupaiidae. Gene Ontology annotation, molecular function: G protein-coupled receptor activity. Gene Ontology annotation, biological process: G protein-coupled receptor signaling pathway. The record is from RefSeq and is a predicted model, not a curated record.
AUGCCAACUGCUAGUUCCAACUUUCCCUUCAUUCUAAUUUCAGUUUCUUUUGCUGUGAAAAAGCUCUUUAGCCUGAUGUAUUCACACUUGUCUAUACCCCUGUUUAGGAGGAAUUGGAAACACUUUCAAAAUGUGUUGGCCUUUCUCUUUGCCAUUGAGGAGAUCAACAAGAGCUCCCAUUUGCUUCCCAACCUUUCCCUGGGUUAUUAUCUCUACAAUGCACUUCCCAAUAACCAAAGAACCAUAGAGAAUACUCUAUUUUUGCUCUCUGGAAUGAAUCAAACUCUGCCUAACUACAACUGCCAGGCACAGAAACAAUCUAUUGCUAUAAUCACAGGAUGUACACCAAUAUUUUCAGCCCAAAUUGGAACCCUUUUGGAGCUCUACAAAAGCCCACAGGUCACAUAUGGUCCUUUUGAUCCCAGCCUAAGUGAUAAAAGUCAGUUUUCAUCAGUUUAUCAGAUGGCCGCCAAGGAGAGCUUUCUGGUCCAUGGAAUCAUCUGGUUGUUGCUGCAGUUUGGCUGGACAUGGGUGGCACUUUACGUAUCUGAUGAUAUCCAAGGAGAGCAUUUCCUUCAGGAUCUAAAGACAGAGAUGAUAAAAAAAGGUAUCUGUGUGGACUUUACAGAAAAGCUCCCUGCCACAACUGGUACUGAAACACUGCUAGAUUUCAAUCAUAUGACUAGGAUCAGGGUUUCAUCUGCAAAUGUGUACAUAAUAUAUGGAGAUAGAGGGAGUGUCUGGAACCUGGUAUGGGCAAAUAAAUUCGAUUUAAUUUUGGGAAAGGUAUGGGUCAUGCAAAAUCUCCGGUCAGCACACUGGAGGGACAUGUUUUUUGUCGUGGAUCAUAUGCCAUACCUUUUCCAUGGAAGCCUCUUACUUUCAAACCAGAAAAAAAAGAUUCCUGGCUUUGAACAUUUUCUAAAGACACUCAACCCUUAUCAAUACCCACAAGAUAUUUUAUUGACUGAACUAUGGACUGAUGUUUUUCAUUGUUCACUUGCUGGAUCACUAUGUAUGAAAGUUGGAGACUGCCCACCAAAUUCAUCCUUAGAGUUUAUACCAUUUUAUUUGGACAUGAUGACUGUGUUUGACUCUAACAAUUUUAUCUAUCAUGCUGUGUAUAUGGUGGCCCAAGUCCUUCAUAAGAUUUUUGUGCAGAAGAUAGAAAUAAGAUCGCCAGAAGGUGAAGAUCAGACUAUGCUUCUUCCUUGGCAGCAGCAGCCCAAGGAAUAUAAUCACCAAGCUGAUAAAUAUUUAUAUGCAGUGAUUCUUUUUUCCACUCAGACUCCUGAAUCUCUGUGUAGCCAUAGCUGUAGUCCAGGAUUUCAGAAAAUUCCCCAAGAAGGAAGACCUGCUUGCUGCUUCAUUUGUGUUUCUUGCACUGAGAGGGACAUUUCAAAUCUAACAGAUGCAGAACACUGUUUCCAGUGUGCAGCUCAAGAGUACCCAAAUGAUGAGAGAACUCACUGCCUUCCCAAGCCUGUGACUUACUUGGAUUUCAAGGAUGCUUUGGGGUUGUCCAUGACCUGCACUGCAUUGUGGUUUACCGUGGUAACAGCUGUGGUUUUGGGGGUCUUUGUAAAACACAGAGACACUCCCAUAGUCAAGGCCAAUAACCAGACUCUCAGUUUCAUCCUGCUCAUCUCCCUCCUCCUAUGCUUUCUCUGCUCCUUGCUCUUCAUUGGACAUCCUAACACAGUCACCUGUAUCCUCCAACAAGUCACAUUUGGACUUGUAUUUACUGUGGCAGUUUCCACUGUUCUGGCCAAAACCAUUAUCGUGGUUCUGGCAUUCAAGGUCAUGAAGCCUGGAAGAACAAUGAGGUACUUGCUGCUAUCAGGGGCUUCUAACUCUGUCAUUCCCAUCUGCUUCCUGAUUCAACUCAUAAUCUGUGGCAUCUGGCUGGGAACUUCUCCUCCUUUUGUUGACACAGAUUCACACUCUGAGCCCAGAAACCUCAUCAUCAUGUGUAACAAGGGCUCAUUAAUUGCCUUUUACUGUGUCUUGGGAUACCUAGGCUUAUUGGCUCUAGGGAGUUUCACUUUGGCUUUCCUGGCCAGGAAUCUGCCUGACACAUUCAAUGAAGCCAAGUUCCUCACAUUCAGCAUGCUGGUGUUCUGCAGUGUCUGGGUCACCUUCCUCCCUGUUUACCAGAGCACCAAGGGGAAGUUCAUGGUGGCUGUGGAGGUUUUCUCCAUCUUGUCCUCUAGUGCAGGGCUCCUGUGCUGCAUCUUUGCCCCUAAGUGCUACAUUAUCCUAAUAAGACCUGAUAAAAACUGUUUGAAAGGUUUAAAAAACAAAGGAGGUUCUAGAAGAAACAGGCAUCCCAAGGUUUUAUUACAUAAGUCUGUAUAA